AGUGCGCUUGCGCCUUGACCGUCCCGGUGGCGGUGACGUCGUGGGGGAGCGAGCGCGCGCGCGCGCACGAGUUGCGGGGAUUAUUUUGGCGCCAGAGUGGAAGUGCGGUGGUUGCUGCAUCAUUGAGGCUGUUUGGAAGUUGGAGGGAUGGCCGUCAGAUUGUCGGAGGGGGCCAUUGCGUCAAUAGUUCAAGGGGGAACUCCUUCACAGCCACUUCUGCAAGUUAUUAGUAUUCGACGAAUCACAAAUGGGCCCCCAAGGUACCGCGUACUAAUGAGUGACGGAAUCCAUACACUGUCAUCUUUCCUCUUAGCAACUCAACUGAACUACAUGGGAGAUGAUGGCCUUAUUGCAGUAAACUGCAUCUGUCAAAUCAACCGGUUCAUCUGUAAUACAAUGAAGGAUGGAAGACGUGCGGUAGUGAUUGUUGACUUGCAAGUCGUUAGAUCAGCUGAUCAGGUGAAUGGAAAGAUUGGUAAUCCAGUGCCGAUCAAUGAAGGUCAGACACAGCAGUCAGCUGCUGUUGCCAACCCAUCAACAAUCAAACCGGUGCAAAAUGACCCUGCAUCUGGCACUGCUUCAGUUCACAGUAUCCCAGCAAAAAUUGAGAACAAGCUGCCAAAUAAAUCUGGUGGCAUGAGAGGACUACCAAGCAGCAUUGGAGCAUCACAGACAAAGGUGGUGCCCAUCGCCUGUCUGAACCCCUACCAGUCUAAAUGGACAAUCCGAGCUCGUGUUACCAAUAAAAGUCAGAUUAGAACGUGGAGCAACUCUCGUGGAGAAGGGAAGCUAUUUUCUAUUGAGCUGCUGGAUGAGAGUGGUGAAAUUAGAGCCACUGUUUUCACUGAGCAAGUGGAUAAGUUUUUCCCACUCAUUGAAGUAAAUAAGGUAUAUCUUGUGUCAAAAGGAACACUGAAGACUGCCAACAAACAGUAUACAUCUGUGAAGAAUGAUUAUGAGAUGACAUUUAACAAUGAAACCUCUGUGAUCCCUUGUGGUGAUGGAGAUGACUUGCCCACGGUACAAUUUGAGUUUGUACCGAUUCAUCAGCUUGAAAAUAAGAACAAAGAUACAAUGCUCGAUGUAAUUGGAAUCUGCAAGUCAUUUGAAGAUGUCACUAAAAUAACAGUGAGGUCAAAUAAUCGUGAAGUAUCCAAGAGAAAUGUUUAUCUGAUGGACAUGUCUGGGAAAGUUGUCAGUACUACACUGUGGGGUGAAGAUGCUGAGAAGUUUGAUGGAUCGGGACAGCCAGUGGUGGCUAUUAAAGGAGCCAGACUUUCAGAUUUCGGCGGGAGAUCUCUAUCCGUUUUGUCAUCCAGCACUAUCUUGAUUAAUCCUGACAUUCCAGAGGCUUUCAAACUAAGAGCAUGGUUUGAUACUGAGGGCCAGGUGAUGGAAGGAACAUCUAUUUCUGAUGCAAAGGGUGGUUCCGUUGGAGGAAACACAAACUGGAAAGUGCUGCUUGAAGUUAAAAAUGAAAAUUUGGGUCAUGGAGAUAAGCCUGAUUAUUACACGACUGUAGGUACCAUUGUGUAUCUAAGGAAGGAAAACUGUAUGUACCAGGCAUGCCCCACUGCUGAUUGCAAUAAGAAGGUUGUGGAUCAACAGAAUGGCCUUUAUAGGUGUGAGAAGUGUGAUCGCGAGUUCUCCAACUUCAAAUAUCGAAUGAUCUUGUCAGUAAACCUCGCAGACUUUGGAGAAAAUCAGUGGGUAACGUGUUUCCAGGAGACAGGCGAGGCAAUUCUUGGGCAGAAUGCCAAUUAUCUUGGAGAGUUGAAGGACUCGAAUGAACAAGCCUUUGAAGAAAUUUUCCAGAAUGCAAACUUCCGGUCCUACACCUGCAGAAUCCGUGUCAAACUUGAAACAUACAAUGAUGAAUCUCGCAUCAAAGCGACGAUGAUGGAUGUGAAACCAGUGGACCAUAAGGAGUACAGCAAGAGGCUGAUAAUGAAUAUUAGGAAACAUGCAGCUACACAAGCUUACUGAAUGCUGAGUAGAUGUGAAGAAUGAAUGCCAGUGGAAACUGGGUGCUUCAGAUAUUCAAUUAAAUACACAUUCUUUCGGGCUUUGAAAAUGGAAGACUAUUUUAAUUUGGAAUCAGUUGCAGAGUUCUGCAUUUCCAGAGUUACCGUGGAAAUGCCGGCUGCGUGGAUUAUAGAACUAGAGCUGUUGAAUUCUGAUCAACUUGUGCUAGAUGACGAGACUGAAUAUGUGUCUGUGUAAAUAGGCUUUCCUACCACUAUAGGUAAUCACAGGAUGAACAGUAAAGCCAUUUAUUUACCCCACCCCCCAACUCCAUUGUCCCCCUUCCGCUUUCAAAUUUUGCACAACUUAUUUCAGUUCUGCAUUCUAAUAAACAUUGACAAAAGAA
Pristis pectinata (smalltooth sawfish) is the source of this 2371-nucleotide messenger RNA. It is a transcript of the gene rpa1, whose product is annotated as replication protein A1. The transcript has 17 exons. NCBI's taxonomy places the organism in Eukaryota, Metazoa, Chordata, Chondrichthyes, Rhinopristiformes, Pristidae. The coding region runs from base 148 to 1986 and encodes 612 amino acids. Gene Ontology annotation, molecular function: damaged DNA binding; single-stranded telomeric DNA binding. Gene Ontology annotation, cellular component: nucleus; DNA replication factor A complex. Gene Ontology annotation, biological process: double-strand break repair via homologous recombination; meiotic cell cycle; nucleotide-excision repair. The record is from RefSeq and is a predicted model, not a curated record.